This is a messenger RNA of Paramecium pentaurelia, 1048 nucleotides long. The record is from the annotation of a GenBank genome assembly. Lineage: Eukaryota; Ciliophora; Oligohymenophorea; Peniculida; Parameciidae.
AUGAGCUUAAUAGUACGCCAAAGAGUAGGGAUGCAUGAUGAGUCCCUUACUUAAACAAUACAAACUAAGAAUAUAUAAAAAAAAAGUAAGCUUUUUUAUAAAGUUAGAACUUCAAACUAGAAAACGUCACCCAACUAAAUAACUCAUCUGUCUAGUUUCAGUACCUAAACCAUUUAAAGAACAUGUCUAUAUCAAGUCAAAUGUAGAACUGAAAUUAGCUCUUUCUUUUAUACCAGAUCAUUGUCUAGGUGCUUUAAAAGAAACACCCUGCACCUAUAAUUAUAGAGUCUCACGCACUGACUAAAUUGAUGACGUCUAUUUUUACACUCUUGAAUUGCUCGACUAAGCCAACCAUUCCAUUGAUCAAAUCACUUAACUACUUUCUCAUUAAUCUGACCCUCAUGCUAUUAAGGCAGCUUAAUUAGUAUAGGAACGACACAAAAUUCUUCAAGAAUAUACUCUACAACCAUAUAUAUCUAAUGAAGAUCUACUUGAAGUUGAAAAAAUAGCACAAGAAUAUCCUUAUUAAUGUACAAUCCAAAAGGUUAAUAAGGAUUCCAGUUCUUUGUCCUAGAGAAUUGUUAAUGAAUAAUUCUAUACUCUCAUGGGAGUGAGUAGGGAAAUGAUGUUAAAUCACUUACAUGACACUAAAACACUUCCAUCAAUUUUCGAUCUUGGGCCUUCUCUUAAAUUAUGGUGUGAUUUAUCUGCCAAUUCGAUUUAAUCAUUUCGAUCAUUUGAGACUUAUAUUAACACAUAUGAAGGUGCUCAAUAUAAAUGUACAGUUGAAUAGAGGCAAAUGUUUAAAAGAACAUAAGUCAAUCCAAAUCAAAUAGUCUUCAUCGAAUUUUGGCUCUUUAAAGUCGAUGAACCCCUCAAAUCCUUUCUCAUGAAUCCUUAACGUAUAUAUUAGAAUCAAAUUGAUUACUUUAAUAAGAAAAAUACUUAACAAGAAUAUGAAACUUUCUAAUAAUCCAUGAACUUUAAACAAACCCCUUUAUAUAAAAACAAGAACCCUUGUGGAUAUAAAGAAUUAGCAUGGAUUUGA